AAGUUCAUCGCGUCCUACCUCUGCUCGUAUGGCGCGCAGACCAGGGCCGGCCGGCUGUUCAACAUGGCCGCCGCCGACGCGCCCGACUGCGGCGAGUGGCUUCUCUACUCCCACGACACCGCGCAGGCCUUUGCCAAGCACAUCGAUAACACGGUCAACUCGAGCGUGCUCUUCGCCGACAUUGCCACCACCAUCGACGGCGGCCCCAACGCCAGCGCGGCCCAGCAGGCGGCGGCCCUGAUCAGCUGCGGCACCGACGGCGGCUCGCUCGGCGUGGCCGUCAAUGCCUCCCACCCGACCUACAAGGGCUCGACCUGCCCUGCCGGCUAUACCACCUCUGGCAUUCUCGUCAAGACUGUGGCUUCGGGAGUGUAUGACUUGGGCCUGUAG
Messenger RNA from Thermothelomyces thermophilus ATCC 42464, 390 nucleotides. RefSeq lists its product as uncharacterized. Lineage: Eukaryota; Fungi; Ascomycota; Sordariomycetes; Sordariales; Chaetomiaceae. The transcript has a single exon. The annotation marks the transcript as partial. The record is from RefSeq and is a predicted model, not a curated record.